Mesorhabditis spiculigera is the source of this 408-nucleotide messenger RNA. The record is from the annotation of a GenBank genome assembly. Lineage: Eukaryota; Metazoa; Nematoda; Chromadorea; Rhabditida; Rhabditidae.
AUGGCUUCAAACGAGACGGUUCCCCUGAUUUUUCCAAUAGUCUACACAACCGCUCUAACUAUCGGCUCCGUCUCGGUGACCUUUUUUCUGCUGAUCCUGAUAUAUGGCCGGAAAACGUUCAACGAAGCGCCAUUCUAUCAAAUUAUCUACUGCCUGGUGGUCGUGGACCUGCUCCACUUGUUGCAGCACUGGAUACAGAUAUUCCCCCAGCAGAUAUUUGGCUGGGGCGGUUUCCCGUUUUCCGAGUGGCUGCAGGAUUCCGUGAUUGUCUUCAACCACUCGCUGAACUCACUCGUUUUCCUGUCUAUGAACCACACCGUGAAAACGGUCCUGAAAUCGAUGCCCUGCUUCCGGAAGGCAAAGAGAAACCGCUCGGGCUCGCAGCCGCUCUCCCUAUCAAUGAGGUUC